GUUAGACGAGUGGAAGUUUUCAGCGGACACGCAGAGUCAGAGAUGUCGGAAGAAGCACCAGCGGCUCCACCGGCCAAACCCACGCCGAAAAGGAAGCGGGCCCCCCGCUCCAGGUCGGGCGGACCUUCACUGGCGAAGGUCAUCAUCACCGUCCUGACUGAGAGCAAUGACCGCAAAGGGAUGACGGUACCUGCCAUCAAGAAGGUCCUGGCUGCCAAGGCCAUCGACGUGGAGAAGGCCAACAGACGCAUAAACACGACACUGUGCAGGCUGACUGGGAAAGGGGUCCUGAAGCAGCUGAGGGGGACCGGAGCCUCCGGGUCCUUCAAGAUCGUUAAGGAGCCCAAGGCUGUCAAGCCGAAGAAGGCAGCUGCUGCGAAACCCAAAGGAGAGAAGAAAAAGAGGGAGAGAUCAGUUUCCGAGGCCCGUAAGGGGUCACCGACAAAGAGAAAAGCCAAGACACAGAAGGUGAAAGCUGGUGCCAGGAAGACCAGCGCGAAAAAGGAUAGUGCCAAGAAGGAUAAGAAAGCUGGUGCAAAGAAACCUACAAAGAAACCUACAAAGAAACCUGCAAAGAAACCUGCAGGAAAGAGGUUGCCUGUGAAGAAACCUGCGGCAAAGAAACCUGCUGCCAAGAAGGCCGCAGCAAAGAAGGCAGGAGGAAAGAAGGCUGCAGGAGGAAAGAAAUCUGCAGGAAAGAAGUAAAGUGGAUCUUUAACCUGCACUCAGUGCAACAAAAGGCUCUUUUAAGAGCCACCACAUGUUCUACAGAACUUUGUUCCUCUGUGACAUCAUGAUAUCCACAAGUCUCACUCAGAGAGAGACCAUAAAUGCUUUUAAAUUAAUAACGUCAGAAUGUUGUGAGACACUUUAUAAACACAUAUAUUCAUAUUAUUAUACUGUAUAAUAUAAUGUCUCCUCCUGCUGCUGUAUCAAAGCACAGUCCAUCCUCCUGUACUGUUCCACCUGCGUCUUCAACAUGUUAGCUGUUAAAAA
Molecule: messenger RNA, 996 nt
Organism: Epinephelus fuscoguttatus (brown-marbled grouper)
Lineage: Eukaryota; Metazoa; Chordata; Actinopteri; Perciformes; Serranidae
Product: histone H1.4-like
Exons: 1
Coding region: 43-705 (220 amino acids)
Biological process (GO): nucleosome assembly
Cellular component (GO): nucleosome
Molecular function (GO): structural constituent of chromatin; DNA binding
Source: RefSeq, a predicted model, not a curated record